Schizosaccharomyces osmophilus is the source of this 1632-nucleotide messenger RNA. It is a transcript of the gene clp1, whose product is annotated as serine/threonine protein phosphatase (Cdc14-related) Clp1/Flp1. Gene Ontology annotation, cellular component: mitotic spindle midzone; nucleolus; centrosome. NCBI's taxonomy places the organism in Eukaryota, Fungi, Ascomycota, Schizosaccharomycetes, Schizosaccharomycetales, Schizosaccharomycetaceae. Gene Ontology annotation, biological process: microtubule cytoskeleton organization; positive regulation of cytokinesis; protein dephosphorylation. The record is from RefSeq and is a predicted model, not a curated record. The transcript is spliced from 2 exons. Gene Ontology annotation, molecular function: protein tyrosine/serine/threonine phosphatase activity; protein serine/threonine phosphatase activity. Bases 1 to 1632 code for a protein of 543 amino acids.
AUGGAGUACCGAGAUGAUGGGCUGGGCGAAAUGAUCGAGUUUUUGGAAGACAAAUUAUAUUUUACAUCUCUAGAUGAACCACCAAACGAGGUUUUAUAUCCUCAUAUGCAAUUUUUCACAAUUGAUAAUGAACUUGCUUACAACCCUUUUUAUCAUGAUUUUGGACCACUAAAUGUUAGCCAUCUUAUUCGUUUUGCUGUCAUCGUUCAUGGUAUCAUGGCAAAGCAUCGGCAAGCCAAGAAAAAUAAAACAAUUGUACUUUAUUCUUCCACGGACACCCGUUUACGGGCAAACGCGGCUUGUCUUUUGGCGUGCUACAUGGUCCUUGUCCAAAACUGGCCUCCUCAUCUGGCUUUGGCUCCUUUAGCUCAAGCAGAACCCCCUUUUCUUGGAUUUCGAGAUGCCGGCUACGCUGUUUCUGACUAUUAUAUUACCAUUCAGGACUGUGUCUACGGUUUAUGGAGAGCUCGGGAAAGCGGUAUCCUUAAUAUACGAAACGUCGAUGUCCACGAGUAUGAAACCUAUGAAAAAGUUGAAAAUGGUGAUUUUAAUUGGAUAUCACCUAAAUUCAUCGCUUUCGCUAGUCCAGUUCAGGCUGGCUGGAAUCAUCCUAGCACACGUCCAAAGAAGCUCCCUCAACCAUUUCUGAUCGUUCUGAACUACUUUAAAGCCAACAAUAUAAAACGCGUCGUCCGUCUGAAUGGACCUUUGUACGAUAAAGAUACAUUUGAAUCAGUUGGCAUCCGUCAUCAAGAGAUGUAUUUCGAAGACGGUACAGUUCCUGAUCUUUCCUUGGUAAAAGAGUUUAUUGACCUUGUGGAAGAGGUAGAGAAUGAUGGAGUAAUCGCUGUACACUGCAAAGCUGGUCUUGGCCGUACCGGUUGCUUAAUUGGAGCCUACCUGAUUUAUAAGCAUAGCUUUACCGCUAACGAAGUAAUUUCUUAUAUGAGAAUAAUGCGCCCUGGAAUGGUUGUCGGUCCCCAACAACACUGGCUGCAUAUCAAUCAAGUUCAAAUUCGCGCCUAUUACUAUGAGAAGGCUAUGGCGAAAGCUAUUCAGCAAGCCAUUGCUGCCGAGCCAUUGGCAACGCCUCCAAGACAACCUCUGCAUGCGUCCAACGGUGUUGCUACGCAAAAUCAAGUCAGUACUCCUUUACCGGAACCUACUCCUGGCCAGCCGCGCAAGAUUUCUGGUCAUCAUGGUAUGCCUUCACCUCAGCGAUUGCCAGCUACCUCUACUCGCCUGAACGAAAAAUUACGAAGUGUUUCCAAACAUACUUCUAAUGAUGAAAAUAUAAUGAAUAAGUACUCUGAAAAGCCCGAAGAUUCCAAUUCGGAUGGCGAAGACACAGACACCGAAUAUGUGGGAACUUCUACGGAAAAGAUAUCUGUACCACGUAUUCGAAGGUCAUCUAGUCAAACUACUCCAGACUCUUCUGCUCGCUCUCCUUCUUCCUCUUUUAGAAGCACGUCUUCGCGGAGGUCCAGUGGUCGUUGGAAUGGUAGCUCUUCUCCUCUCAACAGUCAUACAAAAAAAGCUACACAAAGAAGUGCUAGUAUGUCUUCUAUUAACAGCACGACUAACGGCCGCAUCACAAAGCCUCGUUCUCCCAAAUCUCGACUCUUUUCUUAA